AUGGCAAAUAGGACCAUAAUAAGAGAAUUCAUACUGUUGGGGCUGACUGACAACCAUCAAUUUGAUGUUAUCCUUUUUCUCCUCAUGUUUGGGAUUUAUCUUUUGACAUUAAUAGGAAACAUACUGAUUAUUAUUAUCACAUUGCUGAAUGCUCAACUCUAUAGCCCAAUGUAUUUUUUCCUCCGACAUAUGGCAUGGGCGGAGAUUGGGUAUACAUGUACCAUCAUUCCCAAAGCACUGGCCAACAUAGCCACUGGCAGUAAGAACAUCUCUUUAGUUGGCUGUUUCAUACAGAUUUUUCUUUAUUUUGUCCUUGGUACCACUGAGUUCCUCCUACUGGCUGUAAUGUCUGUUGACCGAUAUGUAGCAAUCUGUAACCCUCUUCGCUACUCAACUAUCAUGAAUAGACAAAUCUGCUCAUUACUGGUAUUUUCUUGCUGGGCUGGGGGGUUAUCACUAAUUCUAGUUCCAUCCAUUCCUUUAUUUCAGAUGCCAUUUUGUGGUCCUAACAUCAUCAACCAUUUCUUUUGUGACUCUGGACCACUACUCAAACUAGCAUGUGUUGACACCAGGCUCCUAGAACUGAUUGGUUUUCUGACUGCCACACUCUCUCUGCUUGGGACCUUAAGUGUCAACAUUGUGUCUUACGUCAAAAUCAUUUCCACAAUUCUGCGCAUCCCAUUAACUACAGGGAGGAAGAAGACCUUCUCCACCUGUGCUUCUCACAUGACUGUGGUCUCCAUCGCUUACAGCAGUUGUAUUUUCAUGUAUAUCAACCCAAAAGGCACCAACGAAUUAGAAUUCAACAAAAUAGUGGCUCUUCUGAAUAUUCUUGUGCCUCCUUUUCUGCUUCCAAUUGCAUACUGCUUGAGGAACAGACAAUUGCAGGAUGCUUUGAGGGCCGAAUUGAGACAAUGGAUUGGAUUUGGCAAGAAAUUGAGAUGA
This is a messenger RNA of Python bivittatus (Burmese python), 945 nucleotides long. Its product is annotated as olfactory receptor 6E1-like. The record is from RefSeq and is a predicted model, not a curated record. NCBI's taxonomy places the organism in Eukaryota, Metazoa, Chordata, Lepidosauria, Squamata, Pythonidae. Gene Ontology annotation, biological process: G protein-coupled receptor signaling pathway. Gene Ontology annotation, cellular component: membrane. Gene Ontology annotation, molecular function: G protein-coupled receptor activity; olfactory receptor activity.